Aspergillus calidoustus is the source of this 702-nucleotide messenger RNA. NCBI's taxonomy places the organism in Eukaryota, Fungi, Ascomycota, Eurotiomycetes, Eurotiales, Aspergillaceae. The record is from the annotation of a GenBank genome assembly.
AUGAUGCGGCGGAGUGAUCUCUCUAGAGUUUCCUACUCACAAACAAGCUCUCCGCCUAAACAAAGCUAUCUUCCUUUGAACAUCUCUACAUCAGAAGCCAAGUCUUGGUCAAGUAAAGGACUCGGCGAGAUGGCAUCUGCACGGCUUCGCAAGGCUUUCCGCUACCCGGACGAUUCGGGCGAUGACGAUGCCCGCGAGGAACUCGACGAGGAAGAGCAAGAGCGCGUCAUCAAACAUCUGCAGCAGCAAAAUGACAAACGAAACUCCGAAUAUACUCUCAUCUUCUCUGCAAUCCCCCUUCUAUCGACAAUAGUAUUCCUCCCGUCACUGUCAUCCUCAGCUUCUUUGGGAGUCGCGACACGAUUCACUUCGUUGCUCGGCAUCGCAUCGUUAGUGGCCACCGCAUAUACAAUGAAGUAUAUUCCGCCGAUGCACCCAGACCCAAAGGGCAAAAGACCCAUACGGAACCCGGACCUCUCAGCUCAUAUUCGCCAAUACCUCAUUCCUGCAAACUCUGCAGUGUGUGCCCUUCUGGGGUUGGCUUAUUUGUUUUCCUCUGGGACUUCUGCUCCUGUGAUGCAACCAACCGCGUACUUGGUUCCGGCCGCACUGCUGAGUAUCAUCCUGCUUGUGCGCCAAGUCAUGGUUUCUGUCGAUCUUGCGCCGCUUGGUGAGCUUCGAUAUGAGUACAAGGGCGCAUGA